AUGCCACACGUCGAGGUGCUCCCGAACUCGACGGCGACAGUCGCACCAGGAUGGACGUAUGUUGUCGACACGGGCUACGACCCCUCCAAGGUUGCCAUCAACCCAAAGAACAAGAAGCGCGCAGCGGCAGCAACGCCAGGCGGUCAGCGCGCCGAGAAUGAGCUAUCUGCACGACAGCAGACGGCUAUAGCGCGACGCAUAGCAGAGCUAGAACGCGACAACGACCCCAAACAGCUCAUCACAGUGCCUGGAAAGCCGAGCGUGCCCAAGACACAGAAUGCAAGGAGGAUCAUACAGUAUCAGCGACAGAUCAAGCAUUGGCUCGACGACGAAGAGGCACAGUUGGGACAAGCAACGACGACAUCAAGAGGGAGUGUGUCUCAGCCCACAGGAGGAAGGGGUGCAGCACAAGCGUCCCGAAGACAGAGCGCCUUCGCUUCCGUGCCCGCGACACCUGCGGAAGCCACCCCAGGACCCGCCGCCAUAGCACAAACGCCAUCACGACUCGAAGACGCGAAUGCUGACGAUGCGCUACUCUCCAUCGACGACUCUAUACCUCCACCAAUCAACCCCGCCGAGCUUGAGGCACUGCUUGCCGCACCGCCGCUCUCGUACGCUGCAAGCCACGCAGCGCCUCCUCCAGCUGGCGGUCCACCGCAGAGACAGUUCUGCGAUAACUGCGGGUAUUGGGGGCAGAUCAAGUGUCGCAAGUGUGGCGCACGCGUGUGUGGACUGGAGUGCAAAGACGCGCAUGAGGCUACAAGGUGCUUGAAAUGGGCAUGA
Molecule: messenger RNA, 783 nt
Organism: Alternaria burnsii
Lineage: Eukaryota; Fungi; Ascomycota; Dothideomycetes; Pleosporales; Pleosporaceae
Exons: 1
Coding region: 1-783 (260 amino acids)
Biological process (GO): chromatin remodeling
Cellular component (GO): Swr1 complex
Molecular function (GO): nucleosome binding
Source: RefSeq, a predicted model, not a curated record